This is a messenger RNA of Aspergillus affinis, 1182 nucleotides long. RefSeq names its product PIG-Y family protein. The transcript has a single exon. The coding region runs from base 1 to 1182 and encodes 393 amino acids. The record is from RefSeq and is a predicted model, not a curated record. NCBI's taxonomy places the organism in Eukaryota, Fungi, Ascomycota, Eurotiomycetes, Eurotiales, Aspergillaceae.
AUGGACGAUGCUAGCGACGGUAAAAGCGUGGCUCUGUCGUCGCUAGGCGAUGACGAUCAAAUCGCAGGCCGGACUCGCUCCGGGAGCGCAAGCAGUGGACACAAACGCAGCUCUUCCGGCUCUUUACUUUCCAAGCUCUUCUUUCUGCGGAUGAUCCAGGCCACCCAGAACACCCCCGAGAGAAGCCACUCGGGCCUCGACCGACCCGAUGGCGACGAUCUCGGCGCCAGCCUACGAGGCGGCAGCAGGGCGAUGUCGAGCGCCUUGCAACAUCGCCGGACACGAAGGCGGAGGGGCUCGCUGAGAAAGGCCGCCUUACUGAGCACACGACUCGACUUUCGCGACAAAAAGGCCAACAGAGCUCCGGUCGACGUCUUCCGUGCAGACGAACCCUCUGAACAGCAACAGCACCAGCAGCGCCAACAGUCCCCGCAUCUUUUCCCUCCGCAUACGCACUCGUCGCUAUCCCCAUCCUCCACCACGCCCUUGCGACCGUUGGCAGGGUCCGCUCCCCCCGACCGCGACAUCGCCCCUCACGAAUCAUCGUACCUGGAAACAGCCAAUUCAGGAGAGAGCUCGGGAUGGAACCUGAUGAACGUGCCGCGACGGUCCCUCUCCGCUUCCGCCCCUUCCGCCCCGCGACACCAGCAAAAUGCUUCGAAAGACAGCCUGGGCGAGAUCACCACCGACGAGGAGGAUAUCAUAUUGUUCCCCCGAGUAAAGAACACCAAUGCGGCUGUCGCUGCCGUCGCCGGUUUACAUCUUCCGGCUGCGUCGCCGAGCUCGGAUUCAUACUACGCUCUCCAGGCGGACCCGAAGUAUCGUGCCAUGCACCGUGCGAAAUCGCCUCUUGCGACUCAUCCGACGGACAUGACAACCAGCCAGGAGAUGGUGUGGGAUUACUCGGAGACGGAGUGGUGGGGCUGGAUCAUCUUGAUCGUGACGUGGCUUGUUUUUGUCGUCGGGAUGGGCAGCUGCUUCGGUGUCUGGAGUUGGGCGUGGGAUGUUGGCGAGACUCCGUAUGCGCCCCCGGAGCUGGAGGAUGAUCCGACUCUGCCUAUCGUGGGCUAUUAUCCCGCUUUGAUCAUUCUGACGGCGGUCAUGUCCUGGGUGUGGGUGAUCAUCGCAUGGGUUGGUAUGAAGUAUUUCAAACAUGCCAAUAUAUCCGGGGAAGAUAUAUGA